This is a messenger RNA of Knipowitschia caucasica, 489 nucleotides long. The record is from the annotation of a GenBank genome assembly. NCBI's taxonomy places the organism in Eukaryota, Metazoa, Chordata, Actinopteri, Gobiiformes, Gobiidae.
AUGAAAUCGCUCGUCCUGUUGUCGCUUCUGGUCUCGGCUGUGGCGGGGAAGAUGGCUCGGCUCAAAUUCGUGGUGCACGGUAGGUCAUUAUUGGCUCGCGUUGUCCCGUUGGAGACCGGGUUUGGACUGGAGAACGAAUGGAUGGAUUGUCUGAUCAUGGGUUUGGUCGUCCUCUGUGUUUUCAGUCGGAUCAUGGUUUGGUUCCUCUGGUGUUUCAGUCUGAUCAUGGGUUUUGUUCUAUCUGUGUUUCAUCUGAUCAUGGGUUUGGUUCCUUCUGUGUUUCAGCUGAUCAUGGGUUUUGGUUCCUCUGUGUUUCAGUCUGAUCAUGGGGUGUGGUUCUCCUCUGUGUUUCAGUCUGAUCAUGGGUUUUGGUCCUCUGUGUUUCAGUUGCUCAUGGUUUGGUUCCUCUGUGUUUCAGUUCUGAUCAUGGGUUUGGUUCCUCUGUGUUUCAGUCUGAUCUUGGUUUGGUUCCUCUGUGUUUCCGUCUGA